Microsporum canis CBS 113480 is the source of this 3123-nucleotide messenger RNA. RefSeq lists its product as hypothetical. The record is from RefSeq and is a predicted model, not a curated record. Lineage: Eukaryota; Fungi; Ascomycota; Eurotiomycetes; Onygenales; Arthrodermataceae. Gene Ontology annotation, molecular function: ATP-dependent chromatin remodeler activity; ATP binding. The coding region runs from base 1 to 3123 and encodes 1040 amino acids. The transcript has 2 exons.
AUGGCCGAAUGUGGCAUCGACACUCAUGAAUCAUUGGUAAGCUUCUUGCGUGGACCGACGAUCCUUCCGGCCUGGCGCGACCUAUAUCUCGAACACAUUCUUCCCUUGCAAAAGGGGGCCAAGGCGACGGGCAGACCAAGGCCAAGAGGCCCUAGCCUGAAGGAUGUUCAGACUGCCAUCAUCUUGGGGGAACGUGACGGCCAGAUGAGAUACUCGAACCCUGACAAGACCGGAUGGACCGCUGUGGAUCACAUUGCCCUCUUCUUGCACCGCACACGUAACCUGACCGUCAACCAUCGUGACGGAAUCUUCUUUGGUAAGAGCCUGUCCGCGACUCAACUGGACAGAUAUCUUUGGUCGUUCUUUACACUGCUCUCAGGGGAGCAUGUCCCCUCUCGCCUUCACAGAAAGAGAGGGGGUGGUAUUGCCCUUGUCGGUGACCUGGCAGCAGAGGCGGCCACUGCGGUAGAGGAGAACUCGACCGCCGUCAGAGACAGCACUCCCACCACCUCUCUCCCGACCGCCUCCCUCCCAACCACCUCACUCCCGACGACACCACUCGCACCCCCCAUGUCCCCAUCCCCUCGACCACCCGUGAUGAAGACGAAGAAGCGGAAGGCAACGCCAGUGCCAUCAACUCCGUCCAAGAAACAAGUCACGGACAUAGCAGCAACGCAGGAUGUUGACAUGACAGACACUCCGACAGCCACCCCAACCCCCUCCCAGCGAUGGAGGGACGAAAUUCUCACUCCCAGCCGCCGCAACGCCCUCCUUGCCUCUGAACGCAGGGAUAUGAACAAUCCAUACUGGAAGAUGCGCCUUCUCAGGUCAGCACUCCAUCUCGCCACCCCCAUUGAUCCCCGGCCAUCGGAUGAAGACGCCAUGCAGGACGUCGACGUCGACUUCAACGAUACGCCCACAGCCUCCCAGCAGCCAUCUCAAGGCACGCAGGCCUUUGAUAACACCCAAUACUUGACAGCAGAGAGUAUUGAUUGGCAGCUUGAGAUGGCUUCGGACAGCCAGACCCCCGUCACGAUUAUGCCAACAGACUAUUCGAUCAGGCAAUUUGAGGUCCAACAACAGUGGCUGGACAAUCUUAACUACCAGCGCGAGAACGUGAAAGAGGCCUGCGGCUUUCUCAAUAUCCCAGUUACAACAAUCCCGCGAAUGUGGGGCAUGCGGUCCGGCUUCACAUUUAAAUUCUGGCAGCCGGUGGCCAUAUGGGCCCUGUGGCGCUUCCGAAUGGAGAAGCAUCUCAACGGCGCCAUCCUGGCCGAUCUUGUGGGCCUAGGCAAGACCUGGGUCGUGAUCGGAUAUCUUCUGCAUAGACUCUUCACCAUUGUCAACACCCCUCGUCCACGCCCGCUGUGCAAGCCUGUCCUCAUCAUCGUACCCCCCACACUUGUCUCGCAAUGGGAGGCCGAGAUCCAGCGCAUCACACCGAAAUUCCGUGUCGUCGUGUACUAUGGUGAUUCCCGCGCAGAGAACCAUGGCGUGAAGGGCCGCCUCGAGGCCGAUAUGCCGAUGUUCGACGGCGGCGAUAAAUGCGCAGAUAUCAUCGUUCUUAGCAGCUAUCAGUCCUUCAACGCUCGUCAUGGCUCAGCGGAGAAGGCGGACUGGCUAAGAGAGCACCCCAACGCCAGAUUCACCGACCGACGUUCAUGGCGAUACGAUCUCUCAGGCCUCUUUGGCGAUGUCAUCCUGGAUGAGGCUCAUACCAUUAAGAAUCUCACAGCCCAGACAACCCACACCAUCCUCUCGCUAAAGGCAGAUUUCUACCUAUGCCUCACAGCAACACCCCUCUUUAACUCCUUGCUCGACUUCCAAGGGUUCCAACAGUUCAUCUUCACUCAAGACGCCGACUCUUCCUGGGAUGGUGUCCCGGAAGACACUAAUCCGUUCGAACAGCACGACUAUAAACAUCUCAUCAUGACCCCCCGUGCUAUGGAUUCAUUUGUUUGGCACAAGGACGUAUCCAGCAGCACGGCAGGCGCACGACUGGCCAAGGUGUGGGAGAAGUGCCUUGUGCGCCGUACCCUUACCUCUCGAAUCCCCUUCAACACCGGCGCCGUCAUCGGUGAAGAUAUCCCCGCGACACAACAUAAAGUCGUCACUGCUGCCUUCUCCGACGCCGAACAGACUCGUUAUGAUGCCAUCACCAAGCCCCUUUAUCGAAAGCUGAUGCGCAAGCUGCCCAACGGUAAGCUCGUGUGGAACAUGGCCAAGUACCGCCAGCUAGCCCUGCUUACUUCCUGGCUUGACUUCGAGUACGUGCACAACACCAUAAAGAGCAACAAUAUGCCCGCCGCCGUCCGCUACGCCAACGCCAAAAGGCUCCUGCCAAAGUGGCUCACCCUGAUCGCCACCAAGACCCAGGCAGAGUGCGACGUGGAGGGCAUGUCCGAAGAGGAGCAGCUGGCGGCGAUCCUAAGAACAUCCCCCCGCCUCCGUGCCAUGCUCCCUAUUAUCGCGGAAGAGAUCCUCCUAUACAACGAAAAAAGCAUGGUGUGGACCCUCUUCCCGGCGCAGCAGGUGCUCAUCACAGCCGCCCUCCGCCUUCUCAACAUCGACAGCCGUGUAUACCAUGCCGCCCUGACGACGAAGGAGAGGGCCGAACUGGUCCGAGAAUUCUGCACAUCUUCUACAUCUGCAAUGGUUCUCGUCUGCUCUUACUCUGUCAACUCCGCCGGCAUGAACCUCCAGGCUAAGUGUCGCAACAUCCAUCUUUUUGACGCGGCCAUGUCUGAGGCCAUCACCCGACAAGCUAUUGGCCGUUGUGCCCGCCUCGGGCAAACUCGCAUUGUGAAGGUGUACGAGUAUCGUGUGCCACGCUCCUUUAACAUCCGGCAGGUGACCAACAACGUCCAAAAGGCCAUCCCCGGCAUGAUCGCGGAGCUGAACAGAGGUAUCUUCACCGUCGAAGGGAAUGAUGACGGGGAUGUCGAUCUCGGGCAGUGGGCUAUCAACAGAGAGAGCGGGGAGUUCGUUAAGGUAACCGAGGGUGAUGAAUUGGGCCCGGGCUUCUUUGUCAUUCCUCCAAACAAGCUGGUUAGGUACAUGAUGUCGGCCAUGAAGGGGGAGCUCGCAGACAUCGAUGUGGAGGAAGGGGAAGAGUCCCAUUAG